UGCAACAAGACCAUGCCUUGGUAGACGAUUUCUUUAGGGUGUUUACAAUCGAGUUGACUAUCAGUGGAUUCUCACGAUUUCCAUUCAACGACUUUUACUGCAGUUAAAUCAAUAAAUUUCUGGACUCUGUUCAAAAUAGUUAGCCCCGUAACUAAUCAUUUUCGUACUUGGAGUGAAAGAGAAAGUUAUCCUCCUUCGUAAUGACUCCCACAGAAAGUAACAAUCCAAAUAUUUUAAGUGACGAUAGUUAGAAUAUUACUCAGAAGUAUUAUUUAAAGCCUCUUAGGUAGUCAAGAAGAUGAUGACGGAUGGCAUUUGUUUCAGUCGAAAUAAGCUUCACUGGAGAGGCGAGUGAGUUUUAACGCUGGCUAAAUACUUAUCAAACUUUGCGAGAACUUUUUGUCUUCCCGAGUGAACAGAAAAGACUACUUUAACAGGAAAACAAUGUCUUCACCUUCUCCUCAGAUAGUACCUACCAUUCUGCGGCCUCCAUCCUAUCAUCCUGUAGAAUGGCCACCUGGUGGAAAGCCUCAAUAUGUUGUUAUCAAUCCUAUGCACAUUAUAACCCUUCAGGACAGAACAAAAACGUUUGCUGUGCGAGUCGUCGAGAAAAUUAAAGCUUUUUCUGAAAGAUGGUUUUCACAUGUGCUAUUGAUGAUGUUUCUUCUUAUUUAUGCGUCUCUGGGCGCUUUGCUGUUUCAAUGGAUUGAAGCACCACUUGAAGUUCGAGAAAAACAAAGUAUCAAUCGCACUCGAGAACUAAUAAUUAAAAAUUUGUAUGAUGCUAGACUUCUAGCAGGCUCCGACUGGUUGCAUCUUGCCCACAGAAGACUAAAAGAAUAUGAAGAUCAGUUACAUCAACAUUGGAUGAGCAAAGCACCUCUUGAUUCCGAAAAAAUUGUUUGGACUUUCUGGGGCUCUCUUUUCUACGCUGGUACAAUUUUUACUACUAUAGGUUAUGGAAACAUAGUACCUGCAACGGUUGCUGGACAGGCAGUCACAAUCGUCUACGCUUUUAUUGGAAUUCCAUUUCUCCUUAUGGUGCUAGCUGAUCUUGGCAAACUUUUUACUAGGUGGAUUAAAGCUGUAUUUUUCUACGUAAAACUCUUUUAUCAUACUGGAAAGUUUCGAAAAGCUAGGAAAAUCGGAAGAAGAGCUACAGCUAUGCCAGUGCAGUACAUGAGCGUGGCUUGGAAUAAAAUGCCUUACAUAGUGUAUCAAGGUCGAGCAAAGAAGUCUCCAGAAAAAGUAUCCGGCGAAACAGAUGUCGAAAAAAUAGGUAGCAAAGAUGCUGACGAUACUAAACGGAAGCAUGAUGCAGAUUCAAAAGAAAAAGAAAAGAACAAAAAAGGAUCUGAAAAAGUGGAAACUGCGAAGGAAGAACCGGAAGAAUCUGAAGAGCAAACUGAAGCUCAAAUUAUACAAGAGGAAGAAGAAACAGAUGAGUUUAAUUUGCCUGUAUCCCUGGCUGUAAUUUUACUGAUAACUUACAUGAUGCUUGGAGCCUUUAUAUUUACCCUGUGGGAAGAUUGGACGUUUUUCGAAUCAUUUUAUUUUGUGUUUGUUUCUAUGAGCACUAUUGGAUUCGGCGACUAUGUACCAGACCAUCCUAUGUAUAUGAUGGCAACGUUUAUUUACCUGUUAUUCGGACUUGCUUUAACUUCUAUGUGCAUAAAUGUUGUUCAAGAGAAGCUCUCUGCCAUAUUUCAAAUGGCAAAAAUGCGAAUUGGUACAACAGUAGGACUCGAUGCGAAUAUUUUAAUGGAAGAUGAUGUAAUGUCCGAUAAGUCUGACACCCCAGAUAGUAAAAGAAGAGGCAGUAGCUUGAAAUCACGUAGGGGAUCUAAAGCUCCACCAGCAAUGAGUCAAGAUAAAGAUGAAGAUGAAUACAAACCAUCUGACUCUCCGCACUCAAAAGAAAAUGGCGUAAAAGACGAACCAAUAAUGAGCACAGAUAUUUAAAUGCACUAAAUAUGAAAUUCAGAUUUAUUCCUACAUGCUUAUCUAAGUUCGCUAUACAAAGUGCUUUAUUUUAUGUUUUCUGACUGUGAUAUUUCUUGUGAUCAAAAAUAGUAGCAAAAUGUUCGCACUGCAUACCUGUAAAAAUCCUUCACUUAUGUUAAUUUCAUGCCAAAACAUUUCAUUUUUUCUGAACUGGAUUUAUUAAUCAUGGAGUGUUUUGUUUGUGUUGAGUACAUAGUAUUAAAGCUUUUAUCAUCCCUAAUUUUAAUUUAACAGAUAUAUUGUUUUGUUUAAAUUUCGUAUGAGCACGAGUUAGAAUAUCAUUAAGCCACUUGAAGAUCUGUGAUAGGCUCUGAAAAAGCGAAAUCAUUUUUAUAAUAAUGUUUCGGAACAUUUUUCCAUUAUUUUGUUUGUUUUGUACGUGCUUUCAUUUCCUUCAACAAAUCUUACUUUAUGUAAGGCAAGUUCAUGAAUUUCCUUUAUUGGGUUUUUAUUUUCUAAAUUCAUUUGUAAACUGUUUCGAAUAAGAAAAUUUACAUUUUUCAUUUACUUUUCAGAAAAAGUCUUGUAAUACACAUGUAUAUUUCUAUCAUUGUAAAAAAGAUCCUUAUGUAUUGAAUAUUGAAUUUUUCAAAUGUGUCAUGUCUUUAUCUUUAAUGGAAAUCAUUGAAAAGUAAGUAUACAUACAAGUAAUAUUACUAGCAUAAACAAGGGUUGACGCGUGAAUGUGAAAGUUUGAAAA
Messenger RNA from Uloborus diversus, 2704 nucleotides. Its product is annotated as TWiK family of potassium channels protein 7-like. NCBI's taxonomy places the organism in Eukaryota, Metazoa, Arthropoda, Arachnida, Araneae, Uloboridae. Gene Ontology annotation, biological process: stabilization of membrane potential; potassium ion transmembrane transport. Gene Ontology annotation, cellular component: membrane. The record is from RefSeq and is a predicted model, not a curated record. Gene Ontology annotation, molecular function: potassium ion leak channel activity. Bases 445 to 1962 code for a protein of 505 amino acids. The transcript has 4 exons.